Vespa crabro (European hornet) is the source of this 1613-nucleotide messenger RNA. It is a transcript of the gene mRpL24, whose product is annotated as probable 39S ribosomal protein L24, mitochondrial. The transcript is spliced from 6 exons. Bases 156 to 914 code for a protein of 252 amino acids. The record is from RefSeq and is a predicted model, not a curated record. Gene Ontology annotation, molecular function: RNA binding; structural constituent of ribosome. Lineage: Eukaryota; Metazoa; Arthropoda; Insecta; Hymenoptera; Vespidae. Gene Ontology annotation, biological process: translation. Gene Ontology annotation, cellular component: ribosome; mitochondrion.
UUACUCUUGUGAGUUUUAUCGUGCGUUUAUUAAAAACCUUAAAUUUAUUAUCAUUUAUAUAUUAUCUCUCUCUCUCUCUCUCUCUCUCUCUCUCUCUCUCUCCUUUUUUUCUUUUUUUUUUUUAACGCAAGAAUUAAUAACAUUAAAAACGAAUUAUGAGAUUAACCAAUUAUUUAUUUAAAAGAGUAGCAGAAUGGACGAAGAAAUAUUCGAAUUUACCUGAUUCCUAUAUAGAUCGUACUAUGCGACAGGUUUAUUGGCGUACACCUCGAAGUAAACCACAAUAUCUUCCACGUACUCAUGAACGUAAACGUUAUUGGUUUUCCAUUUAUAAACCAUGGACGAAUAAUUUUAAAAUGGAAAAUGUUAAACCUUUGUUACCCGAUUAUAUACAUAUAGAGCCUAUAAAAGAUUGGAGUUUUUUUCGUGGCGACAGGGUUGAAAUAUUAAUAGGAAAAGAUAAAGGUAAACAAGGUAUAAUAAAAGAAAUAAUACAGGAAAGAAAUUGGGUUUUUGUGGAAGGUCUUAAUACAAAAUUGGAAUGUAUUGGAAAAACUAAAACAUUUCCUGGAAUAUAUAUAUCAAUGGAACAACCAUUAUUAGUUACAACAGAUAUUCUUUUAGUUGAUCCACAUGACUUAAAUGGUACUCAAAUAGAAUGGAGAUAUACAGAUGAGGGUAAUAAAGUACGUGUAUCUGUUAGAACUGGUAGAAUAAUUCCAAUGCCUGAAUCUGCAUUGGAAACGAUAGAUUAUAAACAUCCAAAACUUUAUAAAGAACAAAGUAAAGAUACGACCAAAGAGGAAGUAACAAAAGUAACGUUUAAACCGGCUUUAAAAACUUUCGAAAUGGAUAUUAUGGAUAGUAUGGGUAUCAAGGAAGAUCGUACAUCUAAAAAAUCGUAUUGGUAUUAGAUUAUAUUAUAUUUCAAACUCACCAGUAAAUAUUUUCUUUAUUACCAAUGGUCUGUCUCCAAGAGGACUAUCACGUCCUCCUUCUAAACUGAAUCCAAGACCAGCUCCAUCUUUGUAAACUGCGACCAUUGAUGGUGGACCCCAAGCAGUAUCUUCUACAGCAUUUAUUUCGAAUCCUAAGAAAAUCAAUGUCCAUCAAUAUUUAAAUAGAGUUAAACAUAUCUAUAUAUAUAUAUAUGUAGAUAUAUUGUUUGUCAUAUUAAUCCUAGUUGUGAACACAUAUCAAAAUAAUCUUUAAUUGUACACUUGGGAAUGUGUUACAUUUCACUUUGAAUAGUACUUUAAAUAGCUGUCAUUUAUACAGAAUGUAUAAUAUGAAAUGAAAUUGAAAACAUAAAUAAAAAUGGAAUUUAAUAUAUUCUUGAAAAUCUUAAUAAUAAUAAUUGGUAGAUUAUUAGAAAAAUACAUUUGCAAUUUUCUAGAUUAUAAAAAAAAAUUCAUGAAUCGUGCAAUGCACAAAUUGUUUCAAUUGAUCUGGUGUGUUUCUCAAAAAAAAAAAAAAAAAAAAAAAAAAAUAAAAAAGAAGAAAAAAAACAACACAUAGAUGUACAACUAGGAUUAAUAUUUAUAUUCAAUAUGUUUCAAAACUAAUGAAAUGUUAAAUGAUUGUUACCUUCAACAAUGGUUUCGACACUGGCA